AUGGCCAUAUCCGGCUUCUGCUGCUGCUGCUCCUCCUCUUCUUCCUUUGCCGAUGCUCUCAAGCUCACUGAUGAGUUCUUUGAUUCGAAGGAACCCCGGCUUUUUUUUUUUUUGCAUAUGGAGGAGUUAGAGAAGGGAGCGAUUGCGAAGCCUAAUGAGGGGCGGAUCCGUAUUUGCAUUCUCCCGCAACGAGAACUUUCUCAUGAACUAGCCAACCCUUAUCUCCAUUCGCAGAACUUUCUCUCACCACUGUCCAUUCGCAGGUGCUGCAAGGUGGACAUGAGAGGUCCCUCCAAGCCCAUCACCAGGUCCAUUGCUUCUCCCAAUCCUUUUGUUAAUCUUCUUCUAAUGUUGUUGUUGUUGUUGUUGAUCUUGCUCUUCUCUUUGAUUGAUUUGGAUUUCAUCGAUGAUAAGAGAAUUAGGGUGAAGAAACUGUUCUCCGUCCAGGACUUCUUUCGGUAUGCUAAGACCGAAGGUAUUUCAAUGAGAAUUGGUGGCCUUCGUCUUCGGUGUUUGAGGAUCCUCCAGUUGAGAGCGCAGAUAAAGAGAAACUUAUUGAUAUUUUUCAGGAUUACAUAUAUUAUGUGA
Messenger RNA from Dioscorea cayenensis subsp. rotundata (Guinea yam), 588 nucleotides. RefSeq lists its product as uncharacterized. Bases 1 to 588 code for a protein of 195 amino acids. NCBI's taxonomy places the organism in Eukaryota, Viridiplantae, Streptophyta, Magnoliopsida, Dioscoreales, Dioscoreaceae. The record is from RefSeq and is a predicted model, not a curated record. The transcript has 4 exons.